GCAGACCGCGGAGGAAGUGCCGCCAGCGCCUCCCUCUCUGCGUCCUCCAUCCCAGGCCGGCCGGGGCUGCCGCGGCGCGCGGGUGCCGGGCCCUGCCUCGCAGGCCAUGGGGGAAGGGGGCGCCGUGGGGCGCCGCCGGCCCUUCCCCGGGGCGCCGCGGCGGCGCUGGUGGCGGCGGCAGCAGCAACAGCAGCGACAGCGGCAGCGGUGGUGGCCGGGCCGCAGCGAGGGCGCCGGGCGCGCCGCCAUGGGCCUGGCCGGGCUGCAGGAGAAUGUGUUCACCGGGCAGUCCAAGAUCUACACCUACAUGAGCCCGAACAAAUGCUCUGGAAUGCGUUCCCCCCUUCAGGAAGAGAACUCGGUGGCGCACCACGAAGUCAGAUGCCAGGGGAAGCCAUUCGCCGGAAUCUACCGGAGACGGGAAGAGAAGAGAACCACGGGAAACACCAUCCGAAGCACCAUGAAGUCCGAGGAACUAAAGAUCAAAGACGCCAGGAGAGGCCCCCUGGCACCUUUUCCAAACCAAAAAUCUGAAGCAGCAGAACCUCCAAAAACCCCGACCUCGUCUUGUGACCCCCCCAACGCGGCCCUGGCCAAGCCGGCCCUGAAGAAGCCCGGCAAGGGCAAGCAGGCCGCGCGCAAGAAAGCUCCAGGAAGGACGCAGCAGAACCGCAAACUCACAGAUUUCUACCCGGUGCGGAGGAGCUCCAGGAAGAGCAAAGCGGAGCUGCAGUCCGAAGAGAGGAGGAGGAUAGACGAGCUGAUCGAAAGCGGGAAGGAAGAAGGAAUGAAGAUCGACCUCAUCGACGGCAAAGGCAGGGGCGUGAUCGCCACCAAGCAGUUCUCCCGGGGCGAGUUCGUGGUGGAGUACCACGGGGACCUCAUCGAGAUCACUGACGCCAAGAAGCGGGAGGCUCUGUACGCACAAGACCCCUCCACCGGCUGCUACAUGUACUACUUCCAGUACUUGAGCAAAACCUACUGCGUGGACGCCACCCGCGAGACGAACCGCCUGGGCAGACUAAUCAAUCACAGCAAGUGCGGGAACUGCCAGACCAAGCUGCACGACAUCGACGGCGUGCCUCACCUCAUCCUCAUCGCCGCCCGCGACAUCGAGGCCGGGGAGGAGCUCCUGUACGACUACGGCGACCGCAGCCGGGCGUCCAUCGAAGCCCACCCCUGGCUGAAGCAUUGACCGCCCCUCCCCUGCCCCGCCGUGGACAAAGUGCCCUCGAAGGGAAUUGAUUUUUUUUUUUUACACACACUUAAUCUUAGCAGAUUACUUCAGAUGUUUUUAAAAAGUAUAUUAAGAUGCCUUUUCACUGUAGUAUUUAAAUAUCUGUUACAGGUUUCCAAGGUGGACUUGAACAGAUGGCCUUAUAUUACCAAAACUUUUCUAUUCUAGUUGUUUUUGUACCUUUUUUGCAUACGAGUUGGACGCCCUGGACGCCCGGGCUUCCCGUGCAUGCGGGCCAGAGGCUCGGCGCGGGGUUUCCGAGGACAGAGUCGCACGCGAGCUGCGGGGCCGGGUGCCGCUGCCGCCCCCGGCCGCAGGGCCAGGACUCUUCCCCGCUCCCCGAGGUCCGAGCGCCGGUGGCCGGGAAGGCGCAGCGCCCCCCGGCGGCCUGGACGGGAUGUAAGCUCUUGUUUCCCUGAUGUCUCGCCAGGCGCACAUGGAAGUGUAUGAAUAUUUUUUAAAAGGGUUUCGCAGUACGUUAGUCUUCCCCUCUGCUUUCUCGAAAGCUUGCCGCCCUGGUGGCCCCUGGGCACGGGCUGGGCCUAGGUUUACUCUUCCACGGGCCGCCGCCGUGCUGGCACCCGGGAGCGCCGGGGCGGCCGUCGAAGGAGUCGUAGGCAGGGAAAAGCGUUGCUUAGCUGGCCCUGCCAGGGCAGGGCUUCCCAAAACUGGGGUGAUUCUUUAUAGAAAUGUGAACACUGAAUUUAUUUUAGGAAAGUAAUACAAAUUAAAAAAAAAACAAAAAAGAUAAAAAAAAGAAAAAACCACAGAAAACAACUUACAUGUACAUAGGUCUUCAAGUGAGUGGAGUGGCUGCAUUUUUUUUCUUUUACUUUUGGUUUGGUUUUUGGUUUGUUUUUGUAGAGGAGAUUUGAGAUGGUACUCUAUUCUAAUCAAAAAAUAAGUUUUGUAGUGGGACCAGAAAUUACUUAUCCAGUACCCCCUGCCCUGCCCCG
Phyllostomus hastatus (greater spear-nosed bat) is the source of this 2193-nucleotide messenger RNA. RefSeq names its product lysine methyltransferase 5A (gene KMT5A). The transcript is spliced from 7 exons. The record is from RefSeq and is a predicted model, not a curated record. NCBI's taxonomy places the organism in Eukaryota, Metazoa, Chordata, Mammalia, Chiroptera, Phyllostomidae. Gene Ontology annotation, molecular function: protein binding; histone H4K20 methyltransferase activity. Bases 107 to 1195 code for a protein of 362 amino acids.